AUGGGUGCAGGAUAUGACAAGGGUCUGUAUAAGCCGUUGUUCGAUGUUGUAUCGCGUGGGGAUUGGAAUGAAGCAAAGGAGUUUCUUACCCUACAUCCAGAUGCAAUAAGAGCAAGACAUCCGUACUCAAACAACACAGCUCUUUACAUGGCAACAGAACUAGAGCACGAGCAUAUUGUGGAAGAGUUGGUGCAGUUGAUGUCCGAGGAAGACUUGGAAAUAACAGAUAAUGAUGGUUGGACAGCUCUUGCUCUUGCUGCACAAAGAGGAAAUAUCAAAAUGGUUGAAUGCAUGGUUGGAAAAAGCAAGAAAAUACUUGGUAUUACCACUAACCAGAAUUUGACUCCAAUUCUCUUGGCUUCUAUCUAUGACCAAUGGGACGUCGUUCAUUAUCUUUACUCCGUCACUCCCAUCGAGGAUCUAAUGCCAGAAAAAGGCCCAUACGGCGCGGGACUUAUUUACUACUUUAUAACUGGAAGGAAAUUUGGUAUGGCUCGGGAAUUAAUUCGGUGUUGCCCACAAUUGGUCCUUACUAAAGACCACUAUGGGGUAAUUCCGAUAGAAGCAUUUAGGCCUUCUGCAUUUCCGAGUGGAACACGUCUCAAAUUUUGGCAACAAUGGAUCUAUGAUAGUUAG
This is a messenger RNA of Prunus armeniaca (apricot), 636 nucleotides long. The record is from the annotation of a GenBank genome assembly. Lineage: Eukaryota; Viridiplantae; Streptophyta; Magnoliopsida; Rosales; Rosaceae.